Hordeum vulgare subsp. vulgare (domesticated barley) is the source of this 460-nucleotide messenger RNA. RefSeq lists its product as uncharacterized. Lineage: Eukaryota; Viridiplantae; Streptophyta; Magnoliopsida; Poales; Poaceae. The record is from RefSeq and is a predicted model, not a curated record. Bases 11 to 460 code for a protein of 149 amino acids. The transcript has 5 exons.
CGCCUCCCCGAUGGGCGUCCUGUGGAGCAAGCCGGAGCCCCCGCCGCCAGUGGUGCUCGUGCCGCCGCUCUUCGACUACCCGCCCAUCGCCACCCGCACCAGGAUGUCGGUGCCGGCCUAUGAGCUCAUGUUCGGGAAGCUCCCGCUGCGCACUCUGUUUGAGGACUACUUCGAUAACGCGGGGACCGUAUCCUCGAGGAUCAUGCUCAAGCCACUGGAGGAUCCUCACGUCGAUCUGGUUGCCAACGUAUCUGCAGCUGGCGAUAAAGCUAGUGGAACAGAAGUAAAAGGGGACGCUCUGUUUCGCUGGCAGAAAGACUUAUACGAUCCCCACACCUUUGUGGACGUUCAUGUGUCGACUUCAGAACCCAUGCUGAAGCUGAGGUCAUGUGCUUACUUCCCUGAGUAUCGUCUUGGUGCAUUUGGGACAAUCCCUUUGCUAAUGGGAAACAACAGGUAA